AUGGCCCGACGCGCAGCGUUGCAUAUCAGAGGCGACGGACUGCCUCCUGGUAUUGAGCUCGUCUCGUCGGGUGGUGAUGAUGGUGACAUCAGCGACUGGCUCCUCGACAUCCGUGUCCUUGACCAGAAUCCUCUCUACAAGGACCAGAUAUACAGACUGCGCUUUCAUUUUCCCAAGGCAUACCCAAUAGAACCACCCGAGGUUACGUUUGAGAGCCGGCCCGAUCGACCGAUCCCUAUCCAUCCACACAUAUACUCCAACGGCAUAAUCUGCCUCGAUCUUCUGGGGAACCAGGGCUGGAGUCCCGUCCAGAGCGCCCAGAGCGUGUGCAUGAGCAUCCAGAGCAUGUUGACCAGCAACACCAAGAACGAGCGUCCGCCGGGCGACGAGGAGUUUGUUCGAGGAAACAGGCAGAGACCCCGCGACAUACAGUUUAGAUACGACGACAACACGGUAUAG
Geosmithia morbida is the source of this 459-nucleotide messenger RNA. RefSeq names its product ubiquitin-conjugating enzyme E2 W. Gene Ontology annotation, biological process: protein polyubiquitination; proteasome-mediated ubiquitin-dependent protein catabolic process. The transcript is spliced from 3 exons. Gene Ontology annotation, cellular component: nucleus. Gene Ontology annotation, molecular function: ubiquitin conjugating enzyme activity. Bases 1 to 459 code for a protein of 152 amino acids. NCBI's taxonomy places the organism in Eukaryota, Fungi, Ascomycota, Sordariomycetes, Hypocreales, Bionectriaceae. The record is from RefSeq and is a predicted model, not a curated record.